Fusarium odoratissimum NRRL 54006 is the source of this 1135-nucleotide messenger RNA. RefSeq lists its product as uncharacterized. The coding region runs from base 83 to 1036 and encodes 317 amino acids. The transcript has 2 exons. Gene Ontology annotation, molecular function: hydrolase activity, acting on carbon-nitrogen (but not peptide) bonds, in linear amides. Lineage: Eukaryota; Fungi; Ascomycota; Sordariomycetes; Hypocreales; Nectriaceae. The record is from RefSeq and is a predicted model, not a curated record.
GGGGCCCGGGUUUCACUUCACCUAUGUUUUGCGAAGGGAGCCCACGCUUUGAUGUUUCUCCAGCAUCGAAUUCUUAUCAAUCAUGGCUGUUAUACCAAGUUCUUCUUUCAAGGUGGCUCUCGUACAGAUGAAGCCAAAGCCCCUUGAUGCUGAACAUAACUUUGCACAUGCUGCCGAGCAGAUCCGUAUCGCUGCUGAUCAAGGUGCUGCACUAGCGGUACUGCCAGAAUACCAUCUUACAGGAUGGGUCCCCGAAGAGCCAUCUUUCGCACUCUCCCCUGAGGACGCUGGUAAAUAUCGAAAGAAAUACCAAGACCUCGCCGCCGAGAUUCAUAUCAAUAUUUGUGCUGGCACAUUUGUUUCCCAAGCCCCUAAACCUGAUGAUCAACAAAAUGCUGAUGCCCGACCCACGUUGUUGAAUACGUCGGACUUCAUCGACCACAACGGAAACCUCCUUGGCACUUACACAAAGACCAACCUCUGGAUACCAGAGCGACAUACGUUAACGUCCUUUGUCGACCAUGCUAGAAAUAUCUCCAAAGAUGAUUACGCUGCCCCCAAUCCCCACCAAGUCAUCGACACCCCUCUCGGCCGAGUCGGUAUCCUCGUCUGCUGGGAUCUUGCCUUCCCAGAAGCCUUCAGACAGCUCGUUCUCGCGGGCGCCAAGAUCAUUAUAAUUCCUUCGUACUGGACGGCGCUUGAUAUGUGCAAAGAUGGUCUUGCAUAUAACGCCGACUGCGAGAGGAUGUUCAUCCAGUCUGCCCUGGUAACCAGGGCAUUCGAGAACACCGCCGCUGUUAUUUAUUGCAAUGCUGGUGGACCGGCGGCAGAGGGUUUCUUCGGCUGCAGUCAAGUUGCACUACCCAUUGUUGGAACAGUGCCUGGGAGCUUUACCGAUGGCGAGGAGGCUAUGCGUAUCUUGGAUGUCGAUAUGAGGACGGUGGAUAUUGCGGAACGUAAUUACCAGAUCCGACAGGACUUGGCCAGGGAGGAUUGGCAUUAUGGCUACCUCAAGAACACGGUCGCAAGGCUAUAGGAUGUAAUACUCGAUACUUAUUUAGUGCGUUAAUAUCAGUUGCGUCUCAACCCCUUUCGCCUGUACCAAGCAGGCAACCAGAGAAGAAGUCAAAUUCUC